Nothobranchius furzeri (turquoise killifish) is the source of this 615-nucleotide messenger RNA. The record is from RefSeq and is a predicted model, not a curated record. NCBI's taxonomy places the organism in Eukaryota, Metazoa, Chordata, Actinopteri, Cyprinodontiformes, Nothobranchiidae.
AUGGAUCCUAUGGCCAUUGCCAAGAUGACUGUUGCUGAGCUGGCCUCAUCUGGAGUUGAUGUGAAGACAGUUAAUGAGCCAACCCACAGAGGGAUCCAGCGGGGAGGUUAUCCCUUGGGAGAACCUGCUCCAGUUUCUCACCAAGGACCACCGGUCGGCUCCUCUUCCUCCGGCGUCGCCUCGCCGCUGACGCCGCCACCGAGCCCGGGCCUCACGUUGGGAAGUAUGCCGGGCUCUACCGUCACCCCUUGUCCCAGGACGGAGCCGCGAGCUCGCGGCUGCCCUGGCUCGUUACCGGUUCCACCAGGUCCCGCACCACCAGUCCAGUCAGCGCCAGUUCCAGCAGUGGUCCAGGAUGCUCUGCCCCCGGUCCAGCCUGUCCAAGAGGCUCUGGCCCCAGGCCAGCCAGUCCAGUGUCCGGAGAUCGAAGCUCCUUCCAGUCCGGAGGUUGACGCCCCUUCCAGUCCGGAGGUCGACGCCCCUUCAAGUACUGAGGUCAACGCCUCCUCCAGUCCCGAGGUCGGCGCCCCCUCCGGUCCAGAGGUCAACGUCCCUUCCAGUUCAACGUCUCCCCCUCCAGUCCAGAGGCCGACGUCUCCUCCUCUGGUCCAGUAG